CCCCACGACAUUUGUUUGCACCUCUUAGCCAGCUCAUUCCAUUCAACACCAACACCAACAACACCAAAACCAAACCCCCCCCUCUCUCUCUCUCAUCAAAUCCUCUCUCUCUCUACACUGCUUGUCAACGUUUUCUCCACCAGAUCUCUCGGAGUAACCCUUUGGAGAUGCGUGCUUGUUGAGAUUUCAACUCUCUGAGUUUUAGAGAGAGAAGAUGGAGAAUGGUUCUGUGGAGAGAGAAAGCGGUGCCGGCGCUUUCAUGUUCAGCGAUGAGGAGAUGAGUGAGAUAAGUGGGUUGAAGACAGGCGAUGAUUAUGUGGAGGUGACGUGUGGGUGUACGAGUCAUAGAUAUGGCGAUGCUGUUGGGAGGCUUAGGGUUUUCGUUGGUGGUGAUCUCGAAAUCAGCUGUGAAUGUACCCCUGGUUGUCAGGAAGAUAAGUUGACCCCCGCUGCAUUUGAGAAACAUUCUGGACGAGAAACUGCUAGGAAAUGGAAGAAUAAUGUUUGGGUCAUAGUUAAUGGGGAGAAGGUUCCGUUGACGAAGACAGCGCUGCUUAAAUAUUACAAUCAAGCAUCAAAAAGUGCCAAUGGAUCCCAUAGAUCUCAUAAUGGUCGAGUUUGUCAUCGUGAUGAGUUUGUUUGCUGCAGUAGGUGUAACAAAGAGCGCAGGUUCCGUCUCCGCACCAAAGAGGAAUGCCGGGCUUAUCAUGAUGCAUUAGCAGAUGUUAAUUGGAAGUGUACUGAUAUGCCAUAUGACAAAAUAACAUGUGACGAUGAUGAAGAACGAGCAAGUCGCAGAGUUUAUAGGGGCUGCUCCCGUUCUCCAACAUGCAGAGGUUGCACCUCCUGUGUGUGUUUUGGAUGUGAAAUCUGUCGUUUUGCAGACUGCAGCUGCCAGACUUGCAGCGAUUUCACUAGGAAUGCAAGGGCUUGAAUCUCCAAAACACUGCUUUCCAGUCCUUAAGUUUCCUUUUUAUAUUUGAUGGGUUCCUUAUUCCCAUUGUUACUUCAUUUAAACCCAUGCCAAUUUUUACAGAGAGCUCAAGUGAAACUCACUUUUUACAUGAAACUGAUUUUUCUUUCCCGAA
Messenger RNA from Cornus florida, 1088 nucleotides. RefSeq names its product protein ULTRAPETALA 1-like. Gene Ontology annotation, molecular function: DNA binding. The transcript is spliced from 4 exons. Lineage: Eukaryota; Viridiplantae; Streptophyta; Magnoliopsida; Cornales; Cornaceae. The record is from RefSeq and is a predicted model, not a curated record. Gene Ontology annotation, cellular component: cytosol; nucleus. Bases 215 to 934 code for a protein of 239 amino acids.